Molecule: messenger RNA, 1230 nt
Organism: Elgaria multicarinata webbii
Lineage: Eukaryota; Metazoa; Chordata; Lepidosauria; Squamata; Anguidae
Product: transmembrane emp24 domain-containing protein 10-like
Exons: 5
Coding region: 211-849 (212 amino acids)
Biological process (GO): Golgi organization; endoplasmic reticulum to Golgi vesicle-mediated transport; intracellular protein transport
Cellular component (GO): Golgi apparatus; endoplasmic reticulum-Golgi intermediate compartment; COPII-coated ER to Golgi transport vesicle
Source: RefSeq, a predicted model, not a curated record
AAAGGCGUCAGCAGGCUGGUUCUUUGGCAGCAGGGAGACAAUACCUGCGGGGGUUGAAGGGGGCAGGUGGGUUGGUGUUCUUGGGCGGAAGGGGGCUGGGAAGGGGGAGAGGUAGGGGGCUGAACCUCCAGGCGCCUCUCUGGGUGUCAGGCUUGGGCAGAACCCAACUGGGGCCCCAGCUGGGUCUCCCUUGCGACAACCACAGCAGCCAUGUGGGUCCCCGGACUCCUGGGUCCCUGGGUUUUGGUCCUGUCCCUGUCCGCAGGGGGCUGCCAGGCUCUUUCCUUCCAGCUUCCGCCGCAGACCCGCAAAUGCCUGAAAGAGGAGCUGCACCGGGACGUCAUGGUCACCGGGGAAUACGAGGUCUCCGAAGCCGCCGCGCCAGGAAUCCGGACAGACUUACGGGUCACGGACUCCUCCGGACACCUCUUGUAUUCCAAGGAUGAGGCCAAGAAAGGGAAAUUUGCCUUUACCACCGAUGAUUACGAAAUCUAUGAAAUUUGCUUUGAAAGCCAUGGACAGCCAGGGAAUUUCCGGGUCCCCGACCAACUGGUCACCCUCAAUAUCAAACACGGGGUGGAGGCACGGAAUUAUGAAGACAUCGCGAAGGCGGAGAAGCUCAAGCCCUUGGAGGUGGACCUGAGGCGUCUGGAAGACCUUUCUGAAUUCAUCGUCAAGGACUUUGCCUUCAUGAAGCAACGUGAGGAAGAAAUGCGUGACACCAAUGAAUCCACCAGCGUUCGUGUCUUCUACUUCAGCAUCUUCUCCAUGUUUUGCCUCGUCGGCCUGGCUACUUGGCAGGUCUUCUACCUCAGGCGGUUUUUCAAGGCCAAGAAACUCAUUGAGUGAUUGGUUAAGGAUGGGUGGGGGGAGGCAAUAAGUGAAUCCCAUUCUUCCUGGGCUCCCUGCCUCACCCCUUCUCUAGCAACUUGCUCUGAUCCUGAGCUGCCUGGAUUCUUUUUUUUCUGGCUUUUUCCUUGGCCAGGAGUCUUGGUGGAACAUGAAAACUGGACAGGAUCUCUCGGCCAGCUGGAAAUCAGAAACCCAUUGGUAUUGGAGGCUGGAUUUCAAAACCACUGGCUCACUUUUUGUGUGUGUGUGGGGGGAAGGAAACCCUGGUGCUUUCCCUGGGUGCUGGUGGAAAUUAGAUGGUGGUUAACUGCAGUUAAUUUAAAUCCCAAAUGCUGAGCACACUGGAGAAUGUUUGAAAGUAAUAAAUGUUGGAUAAUA